This is a messenger RNA of Pongo pygmaeus (Bornean orangutan), 2688 nucleotides long. RefSeq names its product coenzyme Q7, hydroxylase (gene COQ7). Gene Ontology annotation, cellular component: mitochondrial inner membrane; nucleus. Lineage: Eukaryota; Metazoa; Chordata; Mammalia; Primates; Hominidae. The transcript is spliced from 6 exons. Bases 96 to 749 code for a protein of 217 amino acids. The record is from RefSeq and is a predicted model, not a curated record. Gene Ontology annotation, molecular function: 3-demethoxyubiquinol 3-hydroxylase activity. Gene Ontology annotation, biological process: regulation of reactive oxygen species metabolic process; ubiquinone biosynthetic process; regulation of gene expression.
CGCCUUCCUUACGUCUGCUUGCGUCAUCAGUCCGAGUCAAGGGCACUAUUGGCCAGUUCCGUUCAACAAAGUGGUUGCAUUUUUUUGUCCCGGCAAUGAGUUGCGCCCGGGCGGCGGCGGCUCCCUGCCUUUGGCGGCUGCGCCUGGGGGUCCGGCGGUUCCUCUCAGCUUAUGGAAGAAGGAUCAGUGUCAGAUUUCGCAGUUCAGGAAUGACUUUAGACAAUAUCAAUCGGGCAGCUGUGGAUCGAAUAAUCCGGGUGGAUCAUGCAGGCGAAUAUGGAGCAAACCGCAUCUAUGCCGGGCAGAUGGCCGUCCUGGGUCGGACCAGCGUCGGGCCAGUCAUUCAGAAAAUGUGGGAUCAAGAAAAGGACCAUUUGAAAAAGUUCAAUGAAUUGAUGGUUACGUUCAGGGUCCGGCCGACAGUUCUGAUGCCCUUUUGGAAUGUGCUGGGGUUUGCACUGGGGGCGGGGACCGCCUUGCUCGGGAAGGAAGGUGCAAUGGCCUGCACCGUGGCGGUGGAAGAGAGCAUAGCACAUCACUACAACAACCAGAUCAGGACGCUGAUGGAGGAGGACCCGGAAAAAUACGAGGAACUUCUUCAGCUGAUAAAGAAAUUUCGGGAUGAAGAGCUUGAGCACCAUGACAUAGGCCUCGACCAUGAUGCAGAAUUGGCUCCAGCCUAUGCCGUCCUGAAGAGCAUUAUCCAGGCCGGAUGCAGAGUGGCGAUAUAUUUGUCAGAAAGAUUAUAAAGUGUGUCCAGUUUUGCCUGUCUAUAAAAGAUGAUGGUAGUUUACCAGGUGACAUUUGCAGAGAAACAAAUGUACAGUUAUCUUUGUACUUUUGUACAAUGUGAAUUUUGUUAAUAAAUUAUAAGGUUUUUUUUUUUUUUUUUUUUUUUUAAACUCUGCAGUGUUGAUUUUUCUCUGGGUUGUUUUUUCUGCCAUGAGACCAACAGGUCACCAGCCUUGUUCAAGUUACAGCAAACGAAGCUGGGCCUUGUUUGGUCUCAUACUUAAUUUUCUUUUAUAUACGUGUUUUUCUUUUACAUGCAUAUAUAUAUAUAUAUUUUUUUUUUUUGGAGACAGGGCCUCGCUGUUUUGCCCAGGCUGGGUCACAACUCACUCCAGCCUCGACCUCCCAGCCUCAAGCAAUCCACCCACGUCAGCCUUCCAAGUAGCUGGGACUGCAGGUGUGCACCACCACACCUGGCUAAUUCUAUUUUUUUGUAGAGGCGAAGUCUCACUGUGUCGCCAGGCUGGUCUCUAACUCCUGGGCUCAGUGAUCCUCCCGUUUCGACUUCCCAAAGUGCUGGGAUUACAGGUGUGAGCCACUUCACCAGGCUCAUUUUCUCCUAAAACAUCAAGGACAAAUCAUUAAUAAUGUAACAGGAAUCUUUAGGAGAAAAAACAAUUUGGUUUACUGAUAACAAAAGAUAAUUGGAAACAUGAGAGUAUUUGAGGUUGGCCAUGCAGAACUGUGAAGUCCAUCAGUAAGUCAAAGAUCAUCGUUUCUGUUUUGAAUUGUGGGUGAUAAUGGGUGGGAGAGUGCUACAGUCUGUAUGUCCGUGUCUCCCUAGAAUUCAUACGAUGAAAUCUUCACUCUCAAGUUGAUAGAAGGUGGGGCCCUUGGAAAGUGUGAGGUCAUGAGAGUGGAGCCCUCAUGAGUGGGAUUAGUACCUUAUGAAAGGCCCUAGAGAGAUACCUCAUCCUCUCCAUAGUGUGAGACUUCAAGGGGAAGUGUGAGACUUCUCUGAGGAAGCAGACCCUUCACAAGCAAAAUCAACCAGCACUUUGAUCACGGACUUCCCAGCCUCUAGGACUGUGAGCAAUAAAUAUUUGAUGUUUAUAAGCCACCCAGACUGUGGUAUUUUGUUAUAGCAGCCUGAACAGACUAAGACGGGGGUGUUGCCUCCCUCAAAGAAUAUACUAAGUUGUGGAUUAUUUGUGAAGUUGAAUUACAGUCUUUUCCUUAAGGUCUUUUACCACCUCCCCCCCAAAAAAACCCCCAAAACUGAUUCAAAUAUUCAUACUUUAAUGAAAUAUUUUAUAAUUUGCAAAUUUUUAAGUAAUUUAUGAAAAACCUACAUCAGUGGAUCUCCUCUCUGGCUGCCCAUUAGAAUGUCCUGUGGAGAUUAAACUUUUUUUUUUCAGUUUAUGGACCAAGAGUUUUGAUUUAUUUAGGGUGGAGUUCAGGAUCAGAAUGGUUUCAGAAGCUCCCAGGUGAUUCUGGUGUGAGUUGGAGCUGCAAGCCCCUGAGCUAGAUUAUAAGAUGCUUCUGGGAAAGAACCACAUUUUAGGAAUUUGCCUCCCACCCAGUGCCCUGCAUUUAAUCAGCAUCUGAUGACUUGGCAGGACUUGCCCCACCAGAGUCUGGCUUUGAAGGGUAGUGGACACCAGGAUCAUUUGGAUUAAUCCUCUGCCACCUCUCUCUUUUCCUCAACCAAGAGUGAAUUUAUGUAAUUGAGUGAAAGUCUACGAAUCAUAAUUGUAAUAAAUUAAGGCUGGGUGUUUGUUUGAAAUUAGGUAAGAUAAAGCCAAAAGUUUGAACAAGUUGUGGAUGGUUUGUAAAAAUUAAUCUUACAAAAUAAAUGCUCUGUAUGAACACAUUGAUUAAAUUCAAAAGGGUAUUAUUUGGUUUUUCUGUAUAUUGAACCUUGAAAUAAAAGCACAGCAAGGUUUUCUUAAGGCA